CAAUAACGUGAACAUAAAAAUUUUCAAUUAAUAACAAUUCUUUUUUAGACUCUUAAAUUUCAAGUGAAAAUAUCAAUCUUCCAAAAUUUUCGUCUAUUUAACCAUUAAACAAAAAUUACAUAAAAAUGACACAACGCGAAUGUUUAUCGAUACACAUUGGUCAAGCCGGAGUGCAAAUAGGUAAUGCUUGCUGGGAACUGUACUGCCUCGAACAUGACUUACAACCGGAUGGUACACCCAGUAAAGAAGCUAACAACAAUGACCGUAGUAAUACUUUCUUUUACGAAACUAAUAAGGGCAAAAAGAAACCGAGAGCACUGAUAAUCGAUCUGGAGCCUACUGUAAUAGAUGAGAUCAGAACUGGCAAAUAUCGAGAACUUUAUCAUCCGGAGCAACUGAUUAACGGCAACGAAGACGCGGCAAAUAAUUACGCACGUGGAUACUAUUCGGUGGGACAGGAACUUAUCAAUGUGGUCACAGAUCAAAUCCAAUCAUCCGUUGAAAUGUGCCAAAAUCUCCAAGGCUUCCUCAUUUUUCAUUCAUUUGGAGGUGGUACCGGUUCUGGCUUCACAUCCCUCCUCAUGGAGAAAUUAGGGAACGAAUAUGGAAAAAAGAGCAAGCUAGAGUUCACCGUUUAUCCAGCGCCUCGGAUAUCGACUGCCGUGGUGGAGCCGUACAAUACCCUAUUGAGUGUACACGCGACAAUGAAUUAUUCGGAUUGCACUUUUAUGGUCGACAAUGAGGCGAUCUAUGAUAUUUGCUGCAAUAAACUGGGAAUAGAUCGACCUACCUACAUAAAUCUUAAUAGGCUCAUCAGUCAGGUGAUGUCCUCCAUAACAGCCUCCCUUCGCUUCGACGGUGUACUGAACGUUGAUCUAGCGGAGUUUCAGACAAAUCUUGUACCAUAUCCUAGGAUACAUUUUCCUUUGACCUCGAACGCACCCAUUAUAUCGGUGGAUCACCAAUCCUACCACGAAGACCUCUCAGUGGCGAAUAUUACCUCAAAGUGUUUCGAGACCGGAAAUCAGAUGAUCAAGUGCAACGUCAAGGACGGAAAAUAUAUGGCCUGCUGUCUACUUUAUCAAGGCGACGUCGUACCAAAAGAUAUUAAUUCAGCUAUCGCCAUGAUAAAAUCCAAAAGUAACAUACGAUUUGUUGAUUGGUGCCCGACAGGUUUUAAAAUUGGAAUCAAUCAUCAACCGCCGACUGUCGUACCUGAGGGAGACUUAUCAAAAGUAAAUCGAGCGGUCUCAAUGCUAUGCAACACAACAGCUAUAAAUGAGGCUUGGAAGAAACUCAACAAUAAAUUCGAUUUACUAUUCAAUAAACGUGCCUUCGUGCAUUGGUACAUCGGCGAGGGGAUGGAAGAGGACGAAUUCAUCGAGGGUCGCGAAGAUCUUGCGGCUCUCGAGUGUGACUACGUGGAAAUUUCAAUGGACUCUACGCCGGCGGAUAAUUCGGAAUAUUGAAAAUUGUAAAUUGUGUAAUAGAACAUUUCUUUCGCUAUGGUAAAAUGACUCUUUGCAGCUCGCAUAACUCGUAUAUAAAAAAA
Molecule: messenger RNA, 1552 nt
Organism: Ceratosolen solmsi marchali
Lineage: Eukaryota; Metazoa; Arthropoda; Insecta; Hymenoptera; Agaonidae
Product: tubulin alpha-4 chain-like
Exons: 5
Coding region: 126-1469 (447 amino acids)
Biological process (GO): microtubule-based process
Cellular component (GO): microtubule
Molecular function (GO): structural constituent of cytoskeleton; GTP binding
Source: RefSeq, a predicted model, not a curated record